AUGCAGCUCAGAGUAUUCCAGAUCCCCAGCUCAUCUCUUCUCGAAGAAUUGGCCCGUGACGACAGCGACGGUCUCCAAAAUGUGCUAGACCGAUAUCGACCGGACCUCAGACCAUUUGAAAGCAUCUAUCGUCAUUUACACAACCAACCCGAACUAUCCGGGCAAGAGGAACAGACAGCUCGAACAGCCGCCCAGCAUCUCAGGACCCUUGGAUAUGACGUACAUGCAGACAUCGGCGGUCACGGAGUGGCAGGCGUGUUCAAAAAUGGUGAUGGUCCCACAAUUCUACUACGCGCAGAUAUGGACGCUUUGCCUGUCGAAGAGAAGACUGGCUUACCUUAUGCUAGCACUCGUGUGGCUAAGGGCCGAGAUGGUCUUAGCACACCUGUGGCGCAUGCCUGCGGACAUGAUUCGCAUGUUACAACACUCAUGGCAGCAGCAAUGCUUUUACAUUCUGCGCGAGAUCACUGGAGCGGCACAUUGGUUUGUGUCUUUCAGCCUGCAGAAGAGCAUCUAGAAGGCGCACAGGCAAUGCUGGAUGACGGGUUAUAUGAGAAAAUUCCCAAGCCGGAUCUCGUACUUGCACAGCAUGUCAUACGAAUGCGUGCUGGAACAGUCAAUAUUCGAGCUGGGGAUCUACUAACCGCAGCCGAUUCCUUUCAUGUACGUAUAUACGGUCGCGGCGGCCACGGGUCUUCACCACAGGUAACAAUCGACCCCAUCGUCAUUGGCGCCUCGAUUGUAAUGCGCUUGCAAACUAUUCCAUCCCGAGAAGUUGCCCCAGGCGAAGUCGCAGUGGUGACCUGUGGCAGCAUCAAUGCUGGCCACGCAGGCAAUGUUAUUCCAGACUACCUCGACUUGCAAUUGAGUGUGCGCACCUUUGAUCCUGAUGUGCGCGCGCGCGUACUUCAGGCUAUUCAUCGGAUUAUCGAGGCAGAGUGCCAGGCCGGCGGUGCAGUUGAGAAGCCGAAGAUCACUCAUACAUCCGCUGGCCCAUCUACAGUCAAUGAUGAAAAGACUGUUGAUGCUCUGCGUGCCACAUUCCAGCCUUAUUUUCGUGACAAUCUGGUUGAUACGGAACGUCCUUCGGCCAGCGAGGACUUUUCCCUUCUGGCAACGGCUGUUGGGGUGCCUUAUGUUAUGUGGAUGUUUGGAGGGAUAGAUGAGGACAGCUGGGACGAUGCCGUCGCCAAAGGAACGGUGAAUGAGCUACCUAGCAAUCAUUCUCCUUUCUUCGCGCCUGUCAUAGAGCCAACCCUAAAAACUGGCAUGGAUGCUCUAGCAUUGGGAGCACUGACAUUCCUCAAGCGGCGAUGA
This is a messenger RNA of Penicillium argentinense, 1317 nucleotides long. RefSeq names its product putative zinc metallopeptidase. Gene Ontology annotation, molecular function: hydrolase activity. Bases 1 to 1317 code for a protein of 438 amino acids. The transcript is spliced from 2 exons. The record is from RefSeq and is a predicted model, not a curated record. NCBI's taxonomy places the organism in Eukaryota, Fungi, Ascomycota, Eurotiomycetes, Eurotiales, Aspergillaceae.